Molecule: messenger RNA, 1663 nt
Organism: Manacus vitellinus (golden-collared manakin)
Lineage: Eukaryota; Metazoa; Chordata; Aves; Passeriformes; Pipridae
Gene: ERCC8
Product: ERCC excision repair 8, CSA ubiquitin ligase complex subunit
Exons: 12
Coding region: 161-1363 (400 amino acids)
Biological process (GO): transcription-coupled nucleotide-excision repair; protein polyubiquitination; proteasome-mediated ubiquitin-dependent protein catabolic process
Cellular component (GO): nucleotide-excision repair complex; Cul4A-RING E3 ubiquitin ligase complex
Molecular function (GO): protein binding
Source: RefSeq, a predicted model, not a curated record
UCUGCCCUCUUCCCAAACCCGGCCUGUUGGUUGAUUGCAGGAGAAUCAAAUGCGCGGCUUUUAUUGGGUUCCCAGCAGCUUCUGUGGGAAGUGGUCGCUGCGUAGACAGGCUUAUUAAUAUUCAUGGAUCAUAAGGUGAUAAUAUUUCUUCAACGUCAGAAUGAGAAUCAUUUUUGCAGCUGUGUUUCAAGGCAAAUCCAGUAAAGCCUGCGUCAGUUCAGUCGCUCACGGGACUCCAUUAGUCCUAAGUCUGGAAUUAAAUAAAGAUAGAGAUGUGGAAAGAAUACAUGAGAGUGGUAUCAACACACUUGAUAUUGAGCCUGUUGAGGGAAGAUACAUGUUGUCUGGUGAAUCAGAUGGUGUUAUUGUACUUUAUGACCUUGAAAACUUGACCAGAAAACCAAGUUACACCUGUAAAGCACUUUUCUCUGUGGGAAAGAGCCAUCCUGAUGUACAUAAAUUCAGUGUGGAGACAGUCCAGUGGUAUCCUCGUGACACUGGCAUGUUUACAUCCAGCUCAUUUGAUAAAACCUUAAAAAUAUGGGAUACAAACACUUUACAACCUGCAGAUAUAUUUUACUUUGAGGGAACAGUCUAUAGCCAUCACAUGUCUCCAGUUGCUACACAGCAUUGUUUAAUAGCAGUGGGUACCAAAAGCCCCAAAGUACAGCUCUGUGACUUGAAGUCUGGAUCCAGUUCUCACAUACUGCAGGGUCACAGGCAAGAAGUAUUGGCAGUGUCUUGGUCCCCACGUCACGAAUAUGUUUUGGCAACAGGAAGUGCUGAUGGUAGAGUAAAACUGUGGGAUGUGAGGAGAGCUUCUGGGUGUCUGAGUACACUUGAUCAGCACAAUGGGGAAAAGUCCAAGGCGUCUUCUGAGGCAGCAAAUACUGCUCACAAUGGGAGAGUUAAUGGUUUAUGCUAUACCAGUGAUGGACUUCAUCUGUUAACCAUUGGUACAGAUGAUCGGAUGAGACUCUGGAACAGCUCCACUGGAGAAAACACAUUAGUGAACUAUGGGAAAGUCUGUAAUGAAAGUUGGAAAGGACUCAAAUUUGCCAUCUCUUGUGGCUGUAAUCCAGAGUUUGCCUUUGUACCAUAUGGAAGUACCAUUGCUGUUUAUACAAUUUUCACAGGAGAAUUGAUAACUGUGCUUAGAGGGCAUUAUAGUACUGUCAACUGCUGUGUAUUUCAACCUCAUUUUCAGGAACUUUAUAGUGGUAGCAAAGACUGCAAUAUCCUUGCAUGGAUACCAGCUCCACGAGAGCCAGUUCUUGAUGAUAUUUCUGAAAAGUCUCUGCCUCAACAACAUUUAAAUCCAGCAUACGAAGAUGCAUGGAGCAGCAGUGACGAUGAAGGCUGAAUUUAAAUUAUGUGCUGAUAUAAAAUCGACAUUCAGGCACUGCAUUCACAGACUUUAUCUACAGAAUUGGAUAUUGUUGGAUUUAUCACGACUGGAUUUUUGGUACAGUUCUGUUAGAGCAAGGUCUUCAGAAAUAAAUUUCCACUGUUCUCUGUGGUUUUUUGUUACUGUUAGAGUUAAAUCUAAAGGAUUACUUUUUCAUACUGACUUUUGUACUUACCUUUACACAUUGGUAUACUUUAUUCAGUGUUUAACAACUGAUAAAGAAAAAAUAAAAGCCCUCCAGACCAGUCAAUAUUA